Messenger RNA from Emericellopsis atlantica, 411 nucleotides. RefSeq lists its product as uncharacterized. The coding region runs from base 1 to 411 and encodes 136 amino acids. NCBI's taxonomy places the organism in Eukaryota, Fungi, Ascomycota, Sordariomycetes, Hypocreales, Bionectriaceae. The record is from RefSeq and is a predicted model, not a curated record. The transcript has 2 exons.
AUGCAGUUCACCUACGCAACCCUCCUCAGCGUCCUCUCCGCCGUCGCCCACGCAAGGCAGUGCGAGAUGAAAGCCACCGUUUCCAACGGUCAGAUCCAAUCCUGCGGCUGGGGACCCUGCAACCCCAUAGGCUCGGACAACGGCAACGCCAUCCUGCUCAUCGAUGGCGAGCAGAAGUGGAACGGCGGCAGCUACGGGGAUCUCAGCCUCGGGGACGGCACCGACUUUGACGCGGACGGCGUCACGGGUCACAUCCAAUCUAUCGGCCUGCCGGCGCGGGGUGACAACCCACGAUGUGAGAUCCUCCGGGACGGCCAGGAUGCAAUUACGGCGGAGGGGACCGCGAGCUCUUGGGGUCUUCCAGGGACAUUUGGGCAGAGGCUGUCUUGCGAUUUUCUGUGGGACUGCUGA